CCGAGAGAAUACAUCUUCUUCUUCUUCCCAGCGACAGAAGCGAAGCACAGAGAUCUAUCUGUCUAUGUUCGGACAUCCUCUUCUCUCUUCUACAAAUUUCUCUCUUUUUUAGUUAGGGUUGUUGGGGUUUGGACACAUUCGUAUUCGACUGCGGAUGUUUUGCACUUGGCUGAGGGCUGAGGGCUGAAGCUGAAAGGAGAAUCUAUCAAUCAAUCAAUCACCCACAAUCGGUUGUUUUCUUUUACCUUUAUUGGGUUUGUUUUUCUUGAGGAGAUAUUGAAUUAUAAUCGGCAUUUCUUCCAAGAGGAUGGAUAACGACUGUUCCGGCGACAAUUUGGUCGACAAGUUCGACGGUUUAACUGUAGGUGGUGAUGCAAGUAAUCAAAACGAUGGUGGGUUGUUUCAGGUCAUGAAGGCUGUUGAAGCUGCCGAGAUCACUAUUAAACAUCAGGCUGAUGAGAACACUCGUUUGAGGAAUGAAUUACUCAAAAAGAUUCAGGAACUCGAUAAAUAUGAACAAGAUAGAGCUCGUCAUAUUGACUCCCAUCUUGGGAAUCAAGGAGAUGAGGAGAGAAGCAAUGGUUUCUUAAGUGAUGCUGUUAUUCUGCCAAAUGUAAGGCCUGAUAUUGGAGAUCCUGCCACCCCAAAUUAUCCUAGCAGCCACUACGAAAGCAACAAGAUCAAUGGGGUCUUCACACCACUUCUUGCCAAUCAGGCACCUGCAGACAUCGCUCGGUCUUCACCAUCAACAUCUUUUCCUCCCAAUAGGUAUCAAAUUGAUGGUGACUAUGAUCAACAUCCAAGUUCAUCCUCAAAUGUGCUGAUGCCAAUGGGUGAAAGUAAUAACAGUCUACUGAAGCAAGAUCUUUCUGUUAAGAUUCAUGAACAUGAAGAAGAAAUUAUGCAGCUGCGGAAACAUCUUGCAGAUUAUUCUAUUAAGGAAGCACAACUACGCAAUGAAAAAUAUGUUUUAGAAAAGAGGAUUGCAUAUAUGCGAUUGGCCUUUGAUCAGCAGCAGCAGGACCUGGUUGAUGCGGCAUCUAAAGCCCUAUCCUAUAGGCAAGAUAUAAUUGAGGAAAACAUACACCUUACAUAUGUAUUACAGGCUGCACAGCAAGAACGAUCGAUGUUCAUUUCAUCUUUAGUGCCUCUACUUGCAGAGUACUCCUUGCAUCCUCAAGUUCUUGAUGCUCAAUCCAUAGUCAGCAACGUCAAGGUUCUUUUCAAACAUUUGCAUGAGAAGCUUAUUAUUACAGAGGAAAAGUUAAAGGAAUCAAAAUAUCAGCUUGCCCCUUGGCGUUCUGAGGUGACCUCAAACUCUGCUUUACAAUCACCAUCCAACCAUGUUGGGUUGGUGCUGGCCCCUGGUAGUAACAGGCUUGAACUGGUGCCUCAGUCAGCAUAUUCUCCAGUGAACAUGUUGAAUACAACUGUUCCUCAGACAAUGGGAGAGUGGGAGGCAUCAGGACCUCAUCAGAAUAGCCGAGGUGGUACAGAUCCAAAACAUCUGGAUCCCGAUGACCUGGUGAAGUAUUCUCCACUUGCAAGCAGGAACAUUGGAUCCCAAGAUUUGCCUAUGCAGUUUAAUGCAAACCACCGUGAUUCACACCCUGUACAUUUCUCUGACCAAAGUACAACCAAGCAGGUUACGUUUAGUGACCCUGUUGGCAACAGUGAUAUGGACGAUGUAGACCCACAGCAUGAAAUUGACUCUUCCAAAUGGAGUUCAAAAAACUCUCCUUACACAAAUUCACUUGAUGAACCCAGCACCUCAUAUUCUCCUUAUCUACCACCAGUACUAGAAGAACAAUCUACAUCUUUAUCAGAGGUUGGGGAUGAUGAUCCCUUACCUGCAAUAGACGGCCUCCAGAUUUCAGGUGAAGUCUUUCCAGGAAAGGAACUUCAAGCAAGUGGAUUCUCUACCAAUGGAACUACUAGUUGUAACUUUGAGUGGGUUCGUCAUUUGGAAGAUGGAUCUGUGAACUACAUUGAUGGGGCAAAACAACCUAACUAUCUUGUUACGGCUGAUGAUAUGGAUACAUACCUUGCAAUUGAAGUUCAGCCUCUGGAUGAUAGGAAAAGAAAGGGGGAACUUGUUAAGGUUUUUGCCAAUGAACAUAGAAAAAUCACUUGCGAGCCUUUGAUGCAACAGCACAUUGAGAGGACACUUUAUGCAGCGGGUGCUUCAUAUAGAGUGUCUUUGUCGACUGUUUAUCUGGAUAUUUGGGAGCCCGUUACUCUAACCAUCAAGAAGGAUGGUUACAGUAUUAAGAGUAGUGGAUCUGGGAGUGUUUUUGUUACUGAGAAGUUUUCAUCAAUCAACAGUGUUAUUAUUCCGUAUGAGCAUCCUACAGAGUUUUCUCUUAUAUGUUCUAGUGGGGUAGAACGUGUUUUGCGGGCAGACAGUAACUCAUCGGAUAUCAGCUGUUCCAGAGAUACAAUUGUUCUCACAUUGAGAUUAUUCAUCAUGAGGGCUAAUGAGAAAAAGAAAGGGAAAAAGAGGAGUUUGUUCUUUAAAAGCUGAGGAUUAUUUUGCCUUGGUCAGCACCUAGGUGAUGAUGCUGGGAUUGAUGUAGCCCUAAAUUAGGCCCAGUCAAAACCACAUUUUUGUUUAAGCGCUAAAUGAUGAAAACUUUGUUUGCUGCUUGUACAAUUUUUGUGUAGCCAAUGUUGGAUGUUGGGAACCCUAUUAUUUAUUAACUUAUAGUAAUAUCAAUUUAUAUCAAAAUGUGAUGAUUUUGCUUUCCCUA
Messenger RNA from Impatiens glandulifera, 2750 nucleotides. RefSeq lists its product as uncharacterized. Gene Ontology annotation, cellular component: plasma membrane. The transcript has 21 exons. NCBI's taxonomy places the organism in Eukaryota, Viridiplantae, Streptophyta, Magnoliopsida, Ericales, Balsaminaceae. The coding region runs from base 308 to 2524 and encodes 738 amino acids. The record is from RefSeq and is a predicted model, not a curated record.